This is a messenger RNA of Staurois parvus, 630 nucleotides long. The record is from the annotation of a GenBank genome assembly. Lineage: Eukaryota; Metazoa; Chordata; Amphibia; Anura; Ranidae.
GGUCUCGGGCCCUCAGGCGGAGCGGCGGGCGCCGGACCCCCAGGCGGAGCGACAGGUCUCGGGCCCUCAGGCGAAGCGGCGGGCGCCGGACCCCCAGGCGGAGCGACAGGUCUCGGGCCCUCAGGCGGAGCGGCGGGCGCCGGACUCCCAGGCAGAGCGACAGGUCUCGGGCCCUCAGGCGGAGCGGCGGGCACCGGACCCCCAGGCGGAGCGACAGGUCUCAGGCCCCCAGGCGGGGCGGCGGGCGCCGGACCCCCAGGCGGAGCGGCGGCGGGUCUCGAGCCCCCAGGCGAAACGGCGGGCACCGAGUCACCAGGCACGACAGUGGGCUCCGAGUCAACUGGUAUGACCGCGGGCACUGGGUCAGACAUUGGAUCGUCUGACUGGACAGCGGGCAUCGGGUCACCAGGCAUCAAGUCAUUUGGCUCGACAGCGAGCACCGCAUCAUCUGGCAAGGCAGUGGGCUCCGAGUCAACUGGCAUGACCGCGGGCACUGGGGCAGACAUUGAAUCGUCUGGCUGGACAGCGGGCAUCGGGUCACCAGGCAUCAGGUCAUUUGGCUUCCCAGCGGGCACCGCGUCAUCUGGCAAGGCAGUGGGCACCGGGUCACCAGGCAUUGGAUCGUCUGGC